Molecule: messenger RNA, 1859 nt
Organism: Alosa sapidissima (American shad)
Lineage: Eukaryota; Metazoa; Chordata; Actinopteri; Clupeiformes; Clupeidae
Gene: gabra2a
Product: gamma-aminobutyric acid type A receptor subunit alpha2a
Exons: 10
Coding region: 447-1802 (451 amino acids)
Biological process (GO): signal transduction; monoatomic ion transmembrane transport; regulation of postsynaptic membrane potential
Cellular component (GO): neuron projection; dendrite membrane; postsynapse
Molecular function (GO): GABA-A receptor activity; inhibitory extracellular ligand-gated monoatomic ion channel activity; benzodiazepine receptor activity
Source: RefSeq, a predicted model, not a curated record
GAGCGUGUGGGUGCGGAGCUCGCUUUAGGACCCGGUUUCUGUCUCUCCGCGCGCGUCUUCUAUCCAUGAACACACUCAGCAGCUACACUUGAUGUUGCUUCUGGUGCGAGUUCGCACACGUCUUUCUGCGCGCCGCGGAACUACCCACAGGUGAACGGACUAAAAAAGACGGGGAUCUCCAAGCUUUUCAUAAGGUCACCACAGGUCCAGUAUUGGAUGUUACCAGUGUUACCACUCACAGUUUUUGUAUGGGUUACCUCAUUCUUUGGAAUUUAUUAGGACUUUUGUUGUUAUCUUGGAACACGUCCCGUAAGUGGCGGCGGACCUAGAUAUUGGCCACUUUCUGAGACUCAGCUAAGAGUUGUAUUCUCCGGAAGGACUUUAUUCAUCUUUCCUUUCAUUUGGACGCGUGAUCAAGCGCGCUACGGCGCAGACGUGCGUCAACGAUGAGCGAGCGGUGGCGCUUCCCGCGUGGCGCUCUGGCUUGGCUCUUCACGCUCAUGCUGUGGCUGGCGAGGUCUGUGGUGAGUGAGACUGAGAGUGAUGCUAUCCAAAACAUCACACUGUUCACACGUAUCCUGGACACACUAUUGGAUGGCUAUGAUAACAGACUGAGACCAGGGCUGGGAGAUCGAGUCACGGAGGUGAAGACCGAUAUUUAUGUCACCAGUUUUGGGCCGGUGUCAGACACAGAUAUGGAGUAUACGGUGGACGUGUUCUUCAGACAGAGCUGGUGGGAUGACCGGCUGAAGUUCCGAGGCCCCAUGAACAUCCUGCGCCUGAACAACCUCAUGGCCAGCAAGAUUUGGACCCCCGACACCUUCUUCCACAACGGCAAGAAAUCAGUGGCCCACAACAUGACCAUGCCCAACAAGCUACUGCGGAUCAUGGAGAAUGGAACUCUGCUGUACACAAUGAGACUCACCGUCCAGGCGGAGUGCCCGAUGCACCUGGAGGAUUUCCCCAUGGACUCCCACUCAUGCCCUCUGAAGUUCGGCAGCUAUGCUUACACUACCUCAGAGGUGACCUAUAUUUGGACAAGAAAUGCCACCGAUUCGGUGCAGGUGGCUCCAGACGGCUCCAGGCUCAAUCAGUACGACCUGAUGGGCCAAACUGUCAACCAAGAGACCAUCAAAUCCAGCACCGGGGAGUACACUGUGAUGAUGGCCCAUUUCCACCUGAAAAGGAAGAUUGGUUAUUUUGUGAUUCAGACGUAUCUGCCCUGCAUCAUGACAGUCAUCCUUUCCCAAGUGUCCUUUUGGCUCAACCGGGAGUCUGUUCCAGCAAGGACCGUUUUCGGUGUGACAACAGUCCUCACCAUGACAACCCUGAGCAUCAGCGCCCGUAACUCUCUGCCAAAGGUUGCCUACGCAACGGCCAUGGACUGGUUCAUCGCGGUGUGCUAUGCCUUUGUGUUCUCGGCUCUCAUCGAGUUUGCCACCGUCAACUACUUCACCAAGCGCGGCUGGGCCUGGGAUGGCAAAAGUAUUGUUAACGACAAGAAAAAGGAGGCGUCCGUCAUGAAGAAGAACAACGCCUACGCCGUAGCUGUGGCAAACUAUGCCCCCACCAUCGGAAAAGACUCCACGCUGCCAACGGUCUCCAAGAGUGCCAGCUCGGACCCCGGGAAGGCUCGGACAGAGAUUAAGGUGGAGAGCAAGAAGACAUUCAACAGCGUGAGCAAAAUCGACCGCAUGUCACGCAUAAUCUUCCCCGUGCUCUUUGGAAUCUUCAACAUGGUGUACUGGGCCACCUACCUGAACAGAGAACCUGUUAUUAGAGACAUGGUACCCUCCACAUAAAAAAAAGCCCUCUCUCUCCCUCUCAUGCAAACACACACACACACACACACACACACA